AAAAUAGUCUUGACUAAUCGAAUAAGUUAUAAAUGGAAAUAUGUCUAGCGAACACAAGAAAAAUCUAUUGGAAAGGUGAGAGCUAGCGAUAAAAAAAAGAAUGUGAAAGGGAAACGAAAGCAUGCUUUCAACUAUAGUCAAACAUAUCGUCUCGUUGGCACUUAAAGAACCAGAAGAAAAAACGUGACGACUAACGUGACGUUUCACAUACCUAUUCAAAAUCCUAAUGCACAUAUUAUCUCACCCUCUGUAUAUAUUAUGCAUCCAAGUUGAUACUUUAGUUUAUAAAUGUGGAUCCAACUAAACAAUCAAUCCAACUCAUAUCUCUCUCUCUUAUACAUCUCUCUCGCUCUUGUCUCUCUGAGAAACAUAGAUGGAUAAAUCAUCAAUCCAGUGCUUUUUAUUCAUACUUCUCACCAUCAUCGUCACUUUUAUUUCAUGUUCGAAUGCUCAAAGAGAAGUUGAGGAUGAAAGUGAAUUUAGCUACGAGCAGAACGUAGAGAACGGGCCGGAGAAAUGGGGGAAACUGAAACCGGAAUGGAAAAUGUGCGGAAAAGGAGAGAUGCAAUCUCCCAUUGAUCUUAUGAAUGAAAGAGUUAGAAUUGUUUCUCAUCUUGGAAGGCUUACUAGAAACUACAAACCUUGCAAUGCCUCUCUCAAAAAUAGAGGCCAUGACAUGAUGCUGAGAUUUGAAGAAAGGCCAGGAAGUAUUAAGAUCAAUGGUAUUGAAUAUCAACUCCUACAGCUUCAUUGGCAUUCUCCCUCUGAACAUACGAUCAAUGGAAGAAGGUUUGCUCUGGAACUACAUAUGGUUCAUGAAAGCAUUAACGGAAGUAUGGCUGUAGUCACAGUGCUUUACAAAAUUGGAAGAUCAGACUCGUUUCUCACCUUGUUGGAAAAUAAAUUGUCGGCGAUGACAGAUCAAAACGAGGCAGAGUUUAAUAUAGGAAUGAUUGAUCCAAAGGAGAUUAAGAUAGGGAGCAGAAAAUAUUAUAGAUAUGUUGGAUCACUUACCACUCCUCCGUGUACCCAAAAUAUCACUUGGACCGUCGUCAAAAAGGUAAGGACCGUGGCGAGAAACCAAGUGAGACUACUCCGAGUGGCUGUUCAUGAUGAUUCAAAUACAAACGCAAGGCCGGUUCAACCUACAAAUAAGCGCGUGGUGAAAUUAUACAGACCAAGAUCUUACUGAAUCCGAUACAAUACACUAUAUUCAUUUUAUUUUUACAAUAUUGUAUGUAUGCAAUACUAAAUAAAUGAUGUGUUUCUUGAUUAUA
Molecule: messenger RNA, 1277 nt
Organism: Brassica napus (rape)
Lineage: Eukaryota; Viridiplantae; Streptophyta; Magnoliopsida; Brassicales; Brassicaceae
Product: alpha carbonic anhydrase 2-like
Exons: 7
Coding region: 374-1192 (272 amino acids)
Molecular function (GO): zinc ion binding; carbonate dehydratase activity
Source: RefSeq, a predicted model, not a curated record